This is a messenger RNA of Zingiber officinale, 2356 nucleotides long. Its product is annotated as protein RFT1 homolog. The record is from RefSeq and is a predicted model, not a curated record. Gene Ontology annotation, biological process: glycolipid translocation; dolichol-linked oligosaccharide biosynthetic process. The transcript is spliced from 17 exons. NCBI's taxonomy places the organism in Eukaryota, Viridiplantae, Streptophyta, Magnoliopsida, Zingiberales, Zingiberaceae. Gene Ontology annotation, cellular component: endoplasmic reticulum membrane. Bases 364 to 1974 code for a protein of 536 amino acids.
GGCCAAAACUCCUCUUAGCGAAAACUCAUCUCUAUCCGUCGAAACUCCUCCACUCGCACCUAGCCUUCUCCGCCACUUCUCCGCACGCGACCAAUUUUCCUCCGCCACUCCUCCACGUCGCCCGCGACCUAGCCUCUGCCACUCUUCCACGACAGCCGACGCUGUUGGAAAUGCCUCUUCUCGUGUGAGCAGUGAGUCACAUGCCUUUCCCAUCGAGCAACGGCUGCUACAAUCCGUUUAAACACAACUCCGACGAGAUGAGAUGCGCAACCCAGAGCGAACCCUAAACCCCAAUUGCUUCACUACCAAAAUCGCCUCUGUCGCUUGCCUCCCCUUUACGCUCCUUCUUCCCUCCACUCGUCCAUGGGGAAGGACAUCUCUGGAUCUCCGGCGGCAGCACUUGGAAGCGCUACCGCCCCAACCGCGUACCCCACCCGUCAUAACUUAGCUCGCACCUUCAAGUAUCUAAUGGCAACGCAGUUCUUAUCAAGGGGAAUCCCGUUUAUAUUCAAUUCAUUGAUCGUGAGACACCUUACUGUUGCGGACUAUGCUCUUUAUGCAGUGCAAUUCCAUCUUUUUGUUACCUCCAUAUUGUUUCUAAGUCGGGAAGGUUUUCGACGGGCAUGCAUGCGCACUGAUGUUGGAAGCAAUAAUUCAUCGAUGGAAGAAGAUGCUGCAAGAUUAUUGAAAGUAGCGUGGCUCACAUUCCCAAUUGGCAUCUUGUUUACUUCUGCAGCCUGUCUCUUUGUUUUUUGGUUUCAGAAGCUCACUUUUUCAGAUGCAUAUGCACAAGCUAUAUUGAUCCAUGGACUUGCCUGUAUUCUGGAGUUAUUGUCGGAACCUGUAUAUAUACUUUCACAAAAUUUUCUUCUUCUUAAGCUACGAUUGAUAGUUGAAACUGCAGCUACUCUCCUACGGUGUAUGACUACCUACAUCCUGAUUUUUAGAAAACCUAAUCUGGAAAAGGGGAUUGUAUUUGCUUUAUCUCAAGCUUCCUAUGGUUCCUGCUUGUUGUUGGGCUACUGGGCUUAUUUUCUGCUCUCCCGCACUGUUAGAUAUUCUGAUCUUUUUCCCUUUAGAAUUUCAAACUUUUACUUUGACAAAUAUCUUCUGAAGAUGUGCUUAUUGUUCACUGGGCAAUCUUUUCAAAAGUUGAUUCUACAAGAAGGGGAAAAGAUGGUACUAGUAUGGUUGGAUACACCAUAUAACCAAGCUGUUUAUGGGCUAGUUGAUAAAUUAGGAAGUCUAGUUGUGCGAAUGAUAUUUUUACCUUUUGAGGAGAGCUCCUUUUCUACAUUUGCCAAGAUGGCAUCAGGUGAGUCAUCUCAAAGGAUUGUCAGGUUAGGAAAUUCCCUGAUGGAAGCUCUCAAGCUUGUUAUGUUGAUUGGCCUUUUGGUGAUGGCAUUUGGUCCAAGCUAUUCAUUUACUCUGAUAAGACUUCUCUAUGGGAGCAAAUGGAGUGAUGGAGAAGCACCAGCUGCUCUCCGUUAUUAUUUCCUUUAUGUUGUUACCUUAGCUAUGAAUGGAACAUCGGAAGCUUUUCUUCAUGCGAUUGCUAAUGAGAGACAAAUUCAGAAGUCAAACAAUCUAAUGUUUGUAUUCUCUGGUAUUUAUGUAGCACUAAACAUCAUCAUGGUUCGAUCUGCUGGAGCAAUUGGCUUAAUUGCUGCUAAUUCAUUAAAUAUGUUUUCAAGGAUAAUAUACUCUUUAGUAUUUAUCAACAACUAUUUCCAGGUUUCGCCUUCAUUCUCCCUUUCACGGUGCUUGCCUUCUGGAUGGGAAAUUUUACUUCUUUCAUGCAUAAUAACACUCGUAUCUGAGAGAGUGCUCUUGGAUAAGGAGAACUUUUGGCAGACUCUUCCUGCACACCUAGCUGUUGGUUUCACAUGUUUCUGCAUAUCAUCUAAAGUCAUUUAUAGGCGCGAGAAGCAGUUUAUCAAGAAAAUCAUAGGUAUGCAUAAGCAUAUUGACUGAAAGAAACAGAUGAUGUUGGCUCUGCCGGUUAUUGCUUCAAGUAGCUUCGAUUCUUAUCAAUGAAUGACAUGAUUCUCCUGAUUGUCUUCGUAAGAUCACAUCGGCUAUGUGAUCCAACGCAACAGGUUCAUUUGAUCUUUGGAGUUUCACGGUAAAGUUGUGUUUGUACUUGGACAAAUAAUAGAAAACGAGAGUAAUGGCAGACUUUCCGAGUUUUCUUCAUAUGGCUGGUGAGGGAUAAAUUUCUGAUAUCUUGCAGUAAUGUUCUCUCGUGUCACAUAGUGCCAGAUAUCUUUAGGAAGAGAAGUUACUAUUUAUUGUUGUAUAUUGAAGGCAGUCUUGUCUAUAAUUUUCAGAUUUUAAAUUCAACGCCUAUAUCUUA